Molecule: messenger RNA, 1786 nt
Organism: Cryptomeria japonica (Japanese cedar)
Lineage: Eukaryota; Viridiplantae; Streptophyta; Pinopsida; Cupressales; Cupressaceae
Product: protein ELC
Exons: 1
Coding region: 134-1288 (384 amino acids)
Biological process (GO): protein transport; protein modification process; endosome to lysosome transport
Cellular component (GO): ESCRT I complex
Molecular function (GO): ubiquitin binding
Source: RefSeq, a predicted model, not a curated record
UGAAAUAAGAUAGCUUGAUUCGAAAGUAUUUGUCUGUGCAUUCGAUACAGGGAAUCAUGAAUCUCUAGUACUAAUUCAAUAAAAACUUUUUUCUUGAAUCUUGAAAGAUCCAGUUGAGCUAAAUGAUACAGAGAUGACACCCACUGCCACUUCAACAACGGCGGGGCAGGAUGCCCAAUUCCUCAACAGAGUCCUAUCCCAAAGAGGUUCCUCUGCAUUGCCCUAUGAAGAGGACCUUCAAUGUCACAUCAGGCAGCACUUGCUCUCUCUCAUGCAAGCUUUCCCGAACCUGAUAGUACAGCCUGAAAUGUUUACUCACAAUGAUGGAAGAACAGUUGAUCUCUUAAAGGCAGAAGGCACUAUACCAGUGCUCUACAAACAGGUAACAUACAACAUCCCUGUCAGAAUUUGGCUUUUGGAGCAGUAUUCCAAACACCCACCUCUCGUAUAUGUGACACCUACAAGGGACAUGGAAAUAAAAAGGGGGCAUAUCCUUGUAGAUCCUUCAGGCUUAGUAUCAUGUCCUUAUUUGAAAGAUUGGGCUUUUCCCAGCUCCAAUUUAGUAGAGAUGGUGAACAAUCUAAGCUUCCUCUUUGGUAAAAGCCCACCUGUGUAUACUACCAUGCAGAGUGCUGCACAAAAUCAGAACAACCAUGUUGGUGGUCAUGGAGCUCUUGUGUCACAUAGUAAGCAGAAGCGCUUAGCUCCUGAGCCAAGGGGUAAACGAUCUUCUCAUAAGGCUCGUGAUGAACAAAUCCAGAAAACUGCACUAAUGAAUAAGCUGGUAGAGACUUUCCACAAAGACAUGGCUGAAUUAACCAAAACCAUGGAGAUGGAGAUGGAAGGACUUUUAAGUAUACCGGGGGUAUUGAAACAGAGAGGGGAGCAGGCGGAAAAAGGUAUAGGAGAGCUGCAGGAGGAGAAGGAGAAACUUGAGCAGCAGGUUCAAUCCAUACUCGCAUGUAGUGAUGAGCUUGAAACAUGGCUACAGGAGAAAGAGAGCAAAGAAUCCAAUUUAAGCAUCGAUCAUGUUUGCCAGCCUUGUGAUGUUUUGUCCAAUCAAAUGCUUGAGAGCACAUCAGCUGAUUUGGCUAUUGAGGAUAUCUUGUAUUGUUUGGAUAAGGCUGUACAGGAUGGAGCAAUUACUGUUAAGGAUUAUCUGAAGAAUGUGAGGACAAUGUCCAGAGAGCAAUUCUUCAACCGUGCAAUGUCUAUUAAAGUGAGUGCAGCACAAUUGCAGGUGCAGGUUGCUAACAUGGCAGAUACAGCUCAGACUUAUGACACCUAAUUGGAACUCUAACGUACCUUCACCCAUAAUAUGUUAUAUGUACUCUUAGAAAAGUACAAUGUAUUGGAAAUUUUGAUGGCGAUGGAGGGGCAGACAUACAUGAAAUAGAUUAAAAUCAUGAGAUAUGUGGAGAAUCAGUCAGUACCAAACAGUUAGUUAGGGAUCUUUGUAAUGUUUAGAUACUAUAUGUUGUUCAUUUUAUAUGUAUACAUAGAUCACUCAUGCAACAUGGUGUUGGUUGUGGAUUGGAUGAUAAAUUAUUAUCAUCAAAAGCUUCAGUGAAUAUCAAUCGUUUGCGGUUGGGAACUAUUCGGCAAGCCAAAGAGUGAAAGUUACAUCAUCAGUGACGGCCAGUCUUUGUGUAUAUAGUAGGUAAUCCAGAGAAAUCCUAGUAUGUAAUGCAGGGUUUUUCUAAUGGGUUUGUUUUAGUUCUAUUGCUCCUUUGUCAUGUCACAUAUGCAUUGAUUUUGCAUGUAAUUGUAAAUAAAAUUUUCUUAU